This is a messenger RNA of Anguilla rostrata (American eel), 2764 nucleotides long. It is a transcript of the gene supt3h, whose product is annotated as SPT3 homolog, SAGA and STAGA complex component. The record is from RefSeq and is a predicted model, not a curated record. The coding region runs from base 153 to 1310 and encodes 385 amino acids. Gene Ontology annotation, molecular function: protein heterodimerization activity; transcription coactivator activity. NCBI's taxonomy places the organism in Eukaryota, Metazoa, Chordata, Actinopteri, Anguilliformes, Anguillidae. Gene Ontology annotation, biological process: transcription by RNA polymerase II. The transcript is spliced from 12 exons.
GCAUUUACUAGCGAGGAACGUUGAGUUAUGUAACAAAUAAGAACUACAACGACCAGCACACAGUACUUCCGUAGGUUGUUUUGACGUCAAAAAAAGUUGCUGAAUUGCGGUGUGUACGAAAAAGAACGUUUUGAAGUACAUAGCUAAUAAAGAUGAGCUCCAACGCCGCGAGCCCUGUGUCGGGCAGCGCCAGUGCCGGGAGGACUUCCGGAAAGGCCACCAGUUUCAUCCCCGAGCUGCAGAGCAUGAUCGCUUGUUUGUCUGUCCUGCGCAGGUUUGCUCUGGGAGACGCCCGCAGGCCUCUACACGAGACGGCGGCGCUGGUGGAGGACAUCGUGCACACCCAGCUCAUCAAUCUGCUCCAUCAGGCUGCUGAGGUGUCACUUUUAAGAGGAGCUCGGGUUAUAUCAGCUGAAGACCUCUUGUUUCUAAUGAGAAAAGACAAGAAAAAAGUACGCAGGUUGCUGAAGUACAUGCAGUUCAGAGACUACAAGUCCAAGAUACUCAAAAGUAUUGAAGAUGAAGAUCCACUUGAUUCAGAUAAGUACAGUUCCAAUAUAAACAAGCGGCAGAGGCUUGCUCAGGACUUCCUGGCCUCCAUUGACCAGACAGGAGAAUUUCUGGCUUUGCUGGACGAAGAAGAAAUUGAUGAGGUCAGACAAGAGAGACUGGAGAGGUUGGAGAGGCAGACCAGAGUAAUGGACUCUGCUCAGUACAGUGAAUUCUGCGAGAGUCGACAGCUCAGCUUCUCCAAAAAGGCCUCAAAGUUUCGCGAGUGGCUGGACUGCAGCAGCAUGGAGGUGAAGCCCAAUGCCGUUUCCAUGGAGAUCCUGUCCUACCUGGCGUACGAGACUGUGGCUCAGUUGGUGGACCUGGCACUGCUCGUUAAACAGGACAUGACUCAGAAGACUGGAGAUCCCUUCAGCCAUGCCAUAUCAGCCUCCUUCAUCCAGUAUCAUAACUCCACUGGCGAGGUUCACCUCGCAGGCCAGGCUGUAACUGUCAAGCGAGAUCCCGACUCGCCGGAAAACACCCCCCCGUCCACGCCCGGCGCCCCGCUGGCCCCCGCGCAUCCGGGGAAGCUUCACUCUGUCGCCCAGGGCAACGGGGGGCUGGGCCAAGACGGCGGAAAAUUCAAACAGAGGAAGAGAAAGAAGAGUGCGGCCGCCGGCAGCUCGGAGGCCCAGAGCAGUGCCAUCCAGCCGGCCCAUAUCAGAGAGGCCAUCCGGCGCUACAGCCAGAGCGCCAGCCCCCUGUCGCCCUUCUCCAGUGCCUACCGCAGAAGCGGGAUGACUUUCCUGGCCUGCUGAUUGGCUGGGGGCCUCAGGAGCACACAACCGAAUUGCCACUACCCAAAGAAGACGUUCCCCCUCCUCUUCCUCUCUCCUACCCCCAUCAGAGGAAGGAUAUGCGGCCCCCAUGUGUCUCUUGUUUACUGGCUGCAGCAUUGGCUUAAUUGAGGAAGGAAGUUUGGCAGCAGAGUGUAGGUUGUCAGGAAUGUGGGCGGCGCCGUCUCUGUGUGGCUGGCAGGAGAAGCAGUGUCAGUCUGCAGAACUCCUUCAACAAAAACAAACUGGGUUUCAUCUUGUGCGUAUAAAACUUUACAGCUCAAUUGAGUAAACGCUUUUGUACUUGUUAUUUCAUUUCAUUGUACGUUUUCUUUACUGACAAAGCCGUUCUGAUUUACGACGAAGAAUGUCACGAAACCUCUUACUACAGUAGAACAAAGACCUGAAACAAAUGUACAGAUCUCUUACAUUGACGUAAAGGUCAAACUGAGAAGUCAAGCAGUACUCAAUAAAAUAUAUACAUAUUUGUACGUCAAAAUAAGUGUGCAGCGCUGGAAUUAAGCUGCCUAGCCUAGCUAUAAUAGACUAACACUAGGUUUAUAUGCAGAAUGCCAUAGAGGGAUGUUGGGCAGACGCUGAAGUCACCUCACUGCUGAGCAGCCCCUUGUAAAAAUGUAUUUAAUGGGAGGUGUGACUUAGGGGGCAGUCGAGGGCUUUGGUUGCUGUGGGGUUCACUCCCUGGUAACUGUUAGCAGUGGGAGGCAGUGUGACAGUUCUCUUGCAGCAGUCAGGCAAACUAAGAUAGAGGCACAGCGGUCAGGUAAACCCCAUAAUAAAAUUACAUUGAGUCCCCUAUACAAUAUGAGUGUAAACCCAAUACGGUAUUUAAAUAGACUUGUUGAGGUGUUGCUUCAAGCAGAGGAACAGCAGGUCUAUGCACCAUGGUAGAGAAACAUAGACCAUCCAACACCUCUGUAGAACUUGCACAGAGCAGUCCAGAACAUAGCUUUAGGUGCCAUGUUGGUUCAGGGACUUGGGGGUUGGGAACCGUUUCUGUGACAUAAGCAUGAGGUCAUCUUCCUUCAUUUAUAUUCUCCAUCCCUCCCAGUCCUCCACUGCCUUGCUUGUUUACAUAUGCCCUGAGGUACCUGUGAGAUUUUCAGAAGUUAAAAAAAAUACAGAUUCCAUCACGUCAUCAACUCGUUUUAGUCAACUAGUAGUGCCGCCUCCUAUGAUGCCUUGACUCGAGGGGUUUUUGAAAGUGGAUAGUUAUGUUUUCAGCCACUGAUUAGAAUGUUAAAUUGUACUCCUAAGCAGUUGGAUAUAAAAUUAUCAACACAUUGAAUAACCAAGGCUUUGAAUCUGGAUUUGUGUCCUGUGAUGUAGAUGUUUUUUUUUUCCAUUUAAGUAGUUGUAUUGUUCAGUUUUGUAAAUCCUUAUGUCAAAAUGGCACAAUAAAGCAUUGUUUUUUUUUU